AUGGGAUUGACAACGCGCCCGUCAUGGACUUGGCGUAAUGCGUGCCGUGCGCUCUUUUUUCCGUUUGUAAAGAGUACGCGGGGUUUGUUUCCAGCACUGGUUCAACUAGGUAUGGGCCUCUGGACUUCUUGGCCUCCUAUGUUUCCUGGCGAUAACAUUUGGUAG
Molecule: messenger RNA, 165 nt
Organism: Colletotrichum paranaense
Lineage: Eukaryota; Fungi; Ascomycota; Sordariomycetes; Glomerellales; Glomerellaceae
Exons: 1
Coding region: 1-165 (54 amino acids)
Source: RefSeq, a predicted model, not a curated record